UAAGUGACUGAAUAACUGAAUAACUGACUGAAUGACUGACUGAUUGACUGACUGAAUGAAUGAAUGAGUAACUUAUCAAGCUAUUCGUUGCUUAGAGACCAGGCCUUUAAUCAAAUAUGAUAUAAGCUCAACUUCGAAAGGGUUUGGUUCAUUUGCUGUCAGACCAUGAAGCGAACCUGUCCUAUUUGUAAGGUUUCUAGAAGCAAUCUGUGGAGUCAUUUAACACUUACCCAUCACAUGGAGGGUGAUAUUCGAAAGAAAUGGCUUGACUAUGAAAAGAAGCAUCCUAACAUCAWGUCAAGAGAAAUUCCUAUGAAUUUAAACAAGGACAAGUGUGAAACAUUUCGUCUGAAACACCCUUUUACCUGUAUGYUCUCUGGAAUGACUGGAUGUGGAAAAACAACCUGGGUCCAACGUCUUGUGCGCAACAAAGCUCACACUAUCAAACCAAUACCACAGAGAAUCUUAUGGUGUUACUCAAGAUGGCAGCAGGCCUAUGAAGAAAUGAUGCAGACCAUACCCGAGAUUGAAUUUGUGCGGGGAAUCCCCACCAAUAUUGAGCAUGACGAUUAUUUUGACGUCAACGUGCGCAAUCUUAUCGUCAUUGAUGACCAAAUGAGCUCCGCCAGUAAUGACAAGCAGGUGAUCAACCUGUUUACACAGGGAUCCCAUCAUCGCAACUUGAGUGUAAUCUACUUGGUCCAAAAUCUUUUUCAUCAAGGCAAAGGAAACAGGGACAUCAGCUUAAAUUGUCAUUAUUUGGUAAUAUUCAAGAACCCAAGAGAUAAACUUCAGAUUCUUACACUGGCAAAGCAAAUGUACCCUAGAAAAACAAGUUAUUUUCUUCAGAAAUAUGAAGAGGCGGUAAGUCGCCCAUUUGGAUAUCUUUUCAUUGAUUUGAAAACCACUACUCCAGACCAAUGUAGGCUUCGAACCAAUGUUUUGCCUGGGGAAGAGAAACAUAAAGAGGUUUCCUUCGAGAAUAAUGAAGUAUCGAGAGAAUUGGUGAAAUACAUCAAGCAGCAACGUGAUGAUCUCCCUCCCAUCACCUCCAAGAUGCAAAGCCUACAGAAGCAAAUGGGUGAUCUGCUAAAGAAUUCCAACAUAGAUACUGACCAGAAAGUACGCCAAUAUGUACAACUUCAAAAUAACUUUUUACAGUUUAAGAAAAAGUUGGAAUCCAACUCUCCUUUCCCACAAGCUUCUCUGUCGACUGUUGAGCCACCAGCACAUUUUAUGCGUCAUGAACCUGAGCCGCUACAGAAUGAAGCUCCUUUGUUAGAAAAUGAAGCUCAUGUUUCAGCGGAAGUAUCAAGUGAAGAAGAAGAUGAUCAACCGUCGUCGCCAGUAAAUGAUUCUCCCUUCACAAGCGCAGUCUCACCAAGCCCGCAGUUUCAAUAUUCUGCGCUGCUAACGCCACCAUCCACUAUAUCUCCYSCRAGAAAAAAWCGRAAGAGYKCCCGAUAUCCAAUCAAGAAUUAUUUGGAUAGCGAUUCUCACAAAACGUUUGGCCCUUUUUCAAGCGCCCCUAGAUUAAGGCGAUCACAACGAAUAAGGCGCAGUCCUUACAAAUGGUCAAAGUUAGAAGUGUAA
Molecule: messenger RNA, 1593 nt
Organism: Exaiptasia diaphana
Lineage: Eukaryota; Metazoa; Cnidaria; Anthozoa; Actiniaria; Aiptasiidae
Exons: 1
Coding region: 166-1593 (475 amino acids)
Source: RefSeq, a predicted model, not a curated record